Ictalurus punctatus (channel catfish) is the source of this 1190-nucleotide messenger RNA. Its product is annotated as dickkopf-related protein 4. Gene Ontology annotation, cellular component: extracellular region. Gene Ontology annotation, biological process: multicellular organism development; negative regulation of canonical Wnt signaling pathway. Bases 141 to 923 code for a protein of 260 amino acids. The transcript is spliced from 5 exons. The record is from RefSeq and is a predicted model, not a curated record. Gene Ontology annotation, molecular function: co-receptor binding; receptor antagonist activity. NCBI's taxonomy places the organism in Eukaryota, Metazoa, Chordata, Actinopteri, Siluriformes, Ictaluridae.
ACCGAUCUGUGGGUGUUAAUAUGCAGUGUGAAACGCUCUUUUGUGUGUGUGUGUGUGUGUGUGUGUGUGUGUGUGUGUGUGUGUGUGUGUGAUUUGUCAGAUUGUCACGAGGUGAAACUGAAGCUGAAGAUGAAUCGGGGAUGUGGGUUUCACAGGAGGACGAAACCAUACCUCGAGAACGCAUGCGGACAUGCGCGUGGGGUUUCUGCACGCUGCUCGCGGUGCUCUCAGUCAGCACGAGCCAACCGCACAGCGAAUAUCCCGGAGUCACGAGGACCCGUAAAUACUUGACUAAGGCUUACUUCUGCAGUGCAGAUAGUGAAUGUGCGCCGAGACUUUAUUGCAAGGCCCCAGGCCACGCCCACUCUCAGUGCUCACCCUGUAAGAGAAGGGCAAGACAUUGCCGUAGAGACCUUAUGUGUUGCCCUGGAAACGAGUGUCGUAACCAUGUGUGUAGUCGAGUUUCAGCACGAGUGUCAACAGAACACACUGGAAAACUGAAGAACCGAAUCUAUAGCUCUACUGGACGACGAAAGACAAGCAGGAAGCUCAACAAACCACAUAAAGGUGACUUGGGUGCACAGUGUGUGCGUUCAGCUGAUUGUGGGCGUGGCCUGUGCUGUGCACGUCACUUGUGGAAUAGAGUGUGUAAGGCGGAGCCUCAGGAGGGGCAGGUGUGCUCCACCCCCUGGCGCUUUAAACACACAGGCACUGGUCACACACUGGAGCUGUUCCAGCUGUGUCCCUGUUCAGCUGGCCUCGAGUGCAGGACGCAGAGUCUCACACACUCACACUCCAAUGCACACACCAACAUACACAACAAGGCACGUACCAAUGCACACACCAACGCACACAUCAACAUACACACCAACAGACACCGACCUGCUGCUGCUGUCAGAUUGCACACCUGCCAACAACUCUGAGAAACAGAGAGAGAGAGACAGAAUGAGAGACAGACAGACAGAGAGACAGACAUUUUAAUGCCACAAGUUUGUUAGACACUUGUACCAACAAGAACACGAAAUAUCACAAAGACUCAACACACAAACAAUCCAAUCCACAAGUCCAACAUUUCCAAUUUGCAUAUUCAUCCAUAUUCAUAUCCCUGGAGUUUAUAAUGAGGGUAAAUGUGUAGGGAUUCCUGUAUUCAGCUCAUUUUACUCAAUAAACUGUUUAUUAUUGUACACUGA